Molecule: messenger RNA, 5369 nt
Organism: Prunus avium (sweet cherry)
Lineage: Eukaryota; Viridiplantae; Streptophyta; Magnoliopsida; Rosales; Rosaceae
Source: RefSeq, a predicted model, not a curated record
UCACACGCGAGUCUCAACUCAACACGGCACGCUCACAAUCCCUUUUCCGCGAAGCAAACAUAACAAACAAACAAAUCCCCCAAUUUCACUUCAACAAUCAAUACCCUCUCUCUCUCUCUCUCUCUCUCUCUCAUAAUCUGAAAUCUCCAUUUUCCCGACCCGAAUAGCGAUGGUUCCGCCGGCCGGUCCAACCCCAGCGAACCCGCAACUGAUUCAGCAGUUCCUGAGCUCAGUCCUCUCGCAGCGCGGCCCCUCGUCCCUCCCUUACUCCGAAGACACCAAAUGGCACAUCCGCAACCACCUCGUCUCUCUCACCACCGCCUACCCCUCCCUCGACCCCAAAACGGCGACGUUCACCCACAACGACGGUCGUUCCGUCAACCUACUCCAGGCCGAGGGCACCGUCCCCAUGUUGUUUCACGGCGUCACCUACAACAUCCCCGUCAUCAUCUGGCUCAUGGAGUCCUACCCCCGCCAGCCGCCUGUCGUCUACGUCAACCCCACGCGCGACAUGAUCAUCAAGCGCCCUCACGAACACGUUAAUCCCUCUGGUUUGGUCUCAAUCCCUUACCUGCACAAUUGGGUCUACCCGAGCUCCAAUCUUGUCGAGCUCGCCAAGAAUCUCAGCGCUGUCUUUGGUCAAGACCCGCCUCUGUUCUCUCAGCGCAGGCCCAAUCCCAAUCCAAACCCAAACCCUAACCCUAAUCUGGGUCAUUCCUCGUCAGCGAUUUCGAAUUCGGGUUAUUCCAGUUAUUCGGGCUAUUCGGGAUCUUCGGGCUCGGUUACUCCUGCCCGCCCCGCGAUCCCCCCGAGGGCGUACCCACCGUCCCCGUAUGGAAGCAGCGGGUCGUUUUCUCGGGUUCAGACCGAGGAUCCGAACGAGGUUUUCAAGCGAAACGCGAUCAGUAAGCUUGUGGAGAUCGUGCACGGUGACGUGGCCGGGUUGAGGAAGACGAGGGAGGCAGAAAUGGAAGGCUUGUUCAAUGCGCAGGCCGAGCUGAGACAGCGGUCUGAGCAUCUUAACAAAGGCUUGAAGGAGAUGGGGGACGAGAAGGAGGGUUUGGAGCAGCAAUUGCAGAUGGUGUUGAUGAAUUCAGAAGUUUUGGAGGGGUGGCUGAGAGAGAAUGAGGGGAAAGCUAGGGGCAGGUUGAAGGGUGUCGAUGUGGACGAUGCAUUUGAAUGCGUGGAUGUGCUUUCAAAGCAAAUGUUGGAUUGUACGGCCUCUGAUUUGGCUAUAGAAGAUGUUGUGUAUUCCUUAGAUAAGGCAUUGCAAGAUGGGGCAAUACCCAUUGAUGAGUACUUGAAGAAUGUGAGGUCUUUGUCGCGCAAGCAGUUCUAUGAUCGCGCUACGGCGGCGAAAGUCAGGGCUACCCAAAUGCAAUCACAGGUUGCAAACAGGGCUGUCGGAAUGCAAUCACAGGUUGCAAACAGGGCUGUCGGAAUGCAAUCACAGGUUGCAAACAGGGCUGUCGGAAUGCAAUCACAGGUUGCAAACAGGGCUGUCGGAAUGCAAUCACAGGUUGCAAACAGGGCUGUCGGAAUGCAAUCACAGGUUGCAAACAGGGCUGUCGGAAUGCAAUCACAGGUUGCAAACAGGGCUGUCGGAAUGCAAUCACAGGUUGCAAACAGGGCUGUCGGAAUGCAAUCACAGGUUGCAAACAGGGCUGUCGGAAUGCAAUCACAGGUUGCAAACAGGGCUGUCGGAAUGCAAUCACAGGUUGCAAACAGGGCUGUCGGAAUGCAAUCACAGGUUGCAAACAGGGCUGUCGGAAUGCAAUCACAGGUUGCAAACAGGGCUGUCGGAAUGCAAUCACAGGUUGCAAACAGGGCUGUCGGAAUGCAAUCACAGGUUGCAAACAGGGCUGUCGGAAUGCAAUCACAGGUUGCAAACAGGGCUGUCGGAAUGCAAUCACAGGUUGCAAACAAGGAUGUCGAAAUGCAAUCACAGGUUGCAAAUAUGGCUUCCAGGCUUUCACAUUAUGUUUCCUCAUAGUACAUUCCUGGUUGUGAGUGUUGGUGGAUCGACUGGCUGCAUAUUCGGGCUCCAUUUCUCCGCCGCACCAGUGAAUCAAUGGAUCAUUAUAGUAGAAAUGAUAUAGUUUCUAGUUAUAUUCCUGUAAAAAAAAAUAUGUCAAUGGUUUCUUUUCUAUUUUUUCUGUAUUGUUUUUUCACAAUUUUUCUUUAGAGACCGUUUCUCUGGGAAAUGUGUUGUUCAAUAAGUAUGAUAUGAAAACUCAUUUUUGCUCCAGAUUUAUAUAAGAAUAUCAGAUAUAGUCAUUACUCCUGGAUUCUUACUUCUUUUAUGAUUUGUUUUUUGGCUUAACCCUUUUCCGAGGUUCAAUUGUGAAAGUUUUUGUAUAGCAUUAGCCUGUGUGUUUACUAUCCCUAGUUUUUGUAUAUGAUUAACUGGUUCUCUGAUGUGAUUCUUUCAGGACAGGGCAACAAGACAAAGGGACAGUUUAUCUCCUUUUCUUUUUGUCAUUAUUAUGUAGGACGUGUUUAGCAUGCUAAUGGACAAGAAAACUUUUCAUAAGUUAAUUUGUCAUUCAAUAUGUGCAAAGUUGAGAAUCUUAUGUCUUUGCUUUACUGAUGACUUUUGCAUAUUCCCAUCAGCUAAUUUGCAUACAGUUCUGCUAAUUAAAACAGUGUGGACUGCUUUGCAUUGCAUCAGUGGUUGUUCCUAAAUGAAAUAAAGGCGAGAGUGAAAUAUCCUUUUCCGGAAAUACAACCACUUGCAACUUUUUCCAGGAAUACCUUAGGGCGCUUUUAAAAUUUUGAAGAUUUGCCUAUAAAGAUUUCAUUCUUCUGUCUGAGAUUUACUUAUUGGAAAACAAAGCAUCUGUCCCGUGUGUGAUGAAUCAUGUCUAUUCUAUUUCCGAUGCAGGUUUGAGGCUUAGGGGGUGCUGAGCUCCUUUCUAGCUUGUAAUUGACUUGGUUUUGAGUUUCUGUUAUGCUUCUUGUGCAGGGAAACCGUGUUGAUUUAUUGUGUAACCCUGGCUGCUUGUGCUACAUUUUGUUUGAAUAAUAUUUCUUAUUGCUCUAAAAAGAUAAUAUUGCUAAUCUUCACUUGUCAAAAAUUUAAACUAAACAUGGUGAUAGAGUUGUUAAGAUUGAAUUUUAUAACAAUGUUACAAGGUUUUUUGUAUUUUUGGUAAUGAUUUACCCCAGGUUUUUGGGCUUACUGUCUGUUUCCCUUUUGUGUAGUACAGAGCUGGCAAUUGAAGCUGCAUGUGCAAGAUCCCUGGUGGUUGAUACUUCAAAUUCUUGCCAAGCCUAAGGUGCCUUGCAUUUUGGAAAGUUGGGUUACAACUUCAUAUGGGAAGGAAGAAGUAUCUGCUGCAUUUUCCUGUUUUUUACGAGUGUUAGGGUUUUCUCAUACAGCAGCUGGGGUAGUUUUGUAAUCAUAAGCAUGUUGGUUGAUAUAUAAUGGUUGUCUCUCAUUCUAAAAGAUAACCCUGAUUUAUUUUCAAUAGCUCAUCCUUUUCUUCUGUCUGUUGGUAACCUGAUGAUAUGUGUCACAUUUUACCAAAAAGAGUGCCAACUGCCAGGGAAGCGCAACCCUUGUACAAGAAAUGUUUGCUGCAUGUUUGCAUUGUUUGUUAAUGACAUCUACAGUGUAGUAGUAUACUUUCAUUUUGGAUCACCAGUGAUGGGUUUCAAAUAUUUUAUAUUUCUUCAUAUGUAGCUGGAGAUUGCGAUGUCGACCCCAGGUGUGUUUGAGGUUGUUUAAACAUUCAAACUUUCCUGUUUCCUGUUAAAAAUGGUCACUAAGAUUGAGAAGUUAUGUUAUUUUUUCCCCUUCCUACACAUGUUCUACGAGAGCUGGUACAUGACCAUCCUACAAGAGUCUUAGGGGUAAUCAUCUUUUUCCUCGAUAUCUUGACAUAUAUUUUGUAUUUUCUUGUGGGCUCCAAUUCAUGGUGUUUGACAGAGAAUGUAGAUUAAGUAAUAUUUGCAGAUUUGCUGUGUCUGCAUUGUAUAACAUAAAUAUUGGUUCAAUGUGGAAGAAUAGGCAUGCAUCUGUUCUGGUGCAAAUCAUAGUAGAUGCAUAUGUAAGUGACCAAUCUGGUUGUAUGUAUAGCAGUGACCAACCUGAAAUAAAUCUUAAUAAGGUGUUUUUUUUUUAUUGGUAUUCAAAAUUGUAAUUCCAUAUUACAAGAAGGUUGAGGUACUGGUCCGUAUAUAAAUUGAAACCGUUAAAAUAUAUUUUCUCUAAGUGUUCUCUGAGUGUGCCAAGUGCUGUGCAGGUAGGAACUGUCCUCACUGAUUUUUCACCCUCAACAAGCCGAUUCUAUAACUGUCCAUCACCUUAGAACAAUCUCCAAACAAUCUGCAGACAAGCCAAGACCUUUGGCAAGCACCGCAGCCUGUUUACUGUAAUUUUUUUCUUCUACAUAAUUUGUAGUCAUUCUCUAUUGAGUUAGCACUUUGGACGUAGUUUUUGUUUCUUAAGCCAUGAACUUUCACUGGUUUUUCGUGUAUUGUACUGGUGCAUAAUGUUGCUUUGUUUUACCCAACAUAAUUCAUUAUGUAUGCAUUUCUAGUUGCAUGUGCAUGUAAUUUAAAACUGGAAGUGAUUAGAUUGUUAACUGAUUAUUGGCUGGUUCAGUUAAAUUUCUUAUGCAUGUUUGUUCCAUUCCAGGCAUGACUGGUGGGUUCUAAAGUUGUUUAUUGGUUAGUUUAUCCUUUUUCUGCAUUAGGUGGCGCACAAUAUAUAUCAGCUAUCAAGAAGCCUUUUCCCCAUAUCUCAAUGGUUGUUUGUCAAGGCGUAACAUUAGAUUCUGUUGGGGAAUAUAUUGCUCAGGGAGCAUCAUCAGUUGUUUUAUAAGAUGCCAUAUUUGAUAAAGAAGCAGUGGGUCAAAAAAAAAGGUAUCAACUUGCACAUGCCGCAGCUUUCCAUGGCAAUGAAGCUGUAGUCCGGUGUUUGGAAUUUGGAUUCAAGCGGGUGUGUCCUAGGAGCUACUUUUUGUUGUAGACAAAGGGCUAUUUGUUAGGAGCCGGAAAAAGCUGGUUACUCUUGGAGGUGGGCUGUUUUGGCUAUUACGUUGUGUGUUAGAUUUGGAUGGACUACAGUGGUUAUUUAGGGAAACAAGGAAGAACUGAAGUUACUCUGGGCUGGGAUUAAAGCUUUUAGCUUCUUCUUGGACUUCUUUGCCGAAGAAUUUUAAUGGCCUUCCUUUCUUUUUGUGUAUUGAGUAUAUUAAGUGUUCUGUAAAGCCAAAUCGAGAUUUCCAUCAAUAUUAACAGUCUCAUAUCCAAAUUGGACUUAGUUGCAAGCCACAAUUAACUACAGGGAUACGACUGAAUUGAAUUGAAAUUAUGGGGACCAAAAUGGAGAAUGGCCCAAAGUACAUGUUGCAUAUGACCUC